AGAGAGAGAGAGAGAGAGAGAUGGGGCGCCCUCCUCCGUCUCCUCCAAACCCUAGGCGCCGGCGGUGGGCGCCGGCGCCGACGACGACGGCGGCGACGAUCCUCCUCCCCUUCCUCGUCGCCGUCGUCGUCGUCGCCGAGAUCGCCUUCCUCUCUCGCCUCGACCUAACAGGGAACGCCGCCGCGGUCCGCCAUUGGACCACCUCCUUCUACUUCCCAUCCAUCGCAAACCCUAACUCCUCGUCGUCCCCCUCCGAUCACCUCGCGGGGGCCUCUCUCCUCGACGACGACGACGGCGUAGGUGAAUGCGUCGACCGGUUGGAGAGGGAGGACGACGUCCCUUACUCCCGUGACUUCCGAAUCAAUCCGGUUUUGGUCUCCGGGGCCGAACAGCAGGAUUGGGAUGCAUGCUCUGUUGGCUGUAAAUUUGUAUUUGCACCAAACAAGAUACCUGAUGCAACAUUCGACCUUCCUCGACAUCGUGAAACAGCUAGCAUCCUCCGCUCUAUGGAGUCAUCACAAUACUAUGCGGAAAACAAUAUCGAUGUGGCACGACGGAGAGGUUAUAAUAUCAUAAUGACGACAAGCCUCUCUUCAGAUGUUCCUGUUGGCUACUUUUCUUGGGCUGAAUAUGAUAUCAUGGCGCCCAUGCAUCCUAAGACUGAAGAUGCCCUAGCUGCUGCUUUCAUUUCUAAUUGUGGUGCGCGCAAUUUUCGUCUACAAGCCCUUGAGAUGCUCGAAAAGUUAAAUAUCAAAAUAGAUUCUUAUGGAAGUUGUCACAGAAACCGAGAUGGCAGAGUCGACAAACUACAAACUUUAAGGCGCUACAAGUUCAGCUUAGCUUUUGAAAAUUCUAAUGAAGAGGACUAUGUUACUGAAAAGUUCUUCCAAUCCCUUGUGGCAGGAGCUGUGCCUGUUGUGGUUGGUGCUCCAAAUAUACUAGACUUUGGACCUUCUUCUCGUUCUGUUUUGCAUAUCAAAGAGCUUAGUGAUGUCCCCUCAGUUGCUAAGACCAUGAAGUUCCUUGCUUCAAACCCUAAUGCUUUCAAUCAAUCAGUCAGAUGGAAGUACGAGGGUCCAUCAGAUUCUUUCAAGGCACUCGUCGACUUGGCAGCUGUUCACUCAUCUUGCCGGCUUUGCAUCCAUAUUGCAACAAGGAUCCAUGAAAAAGAAGAAAAAACGCCAAAAUUCCAAAAACGUCCUUGUAAAUGCACGGAUAAAAAGGGAACGGUCUACCAUCUUUAUGUGAGAGAAAGAGGCCGGUUCGAGAUGGAGUCCAUUUUUCUCAGGUUACUUCAAUCCUUCCUGCCUCCACUUAUUUAAUGAUCUGAAGAGUUGAGACUAAAUGCUUUCGAAUCGGCCAUUACCGCAAAAUUCAAGUCGCUAAAUCACACACCCAUAUGGAAAAACGAAAGACCACAAAGCGUAAGAGGAGAUGAUGACCUGAGAAUAUACAGAGUGUACCCAGUAGGCCUCACACAGAGACAAGCACUGUACAGCUUUAAAUUCGGCAGUGAUGCCGAAUUUUCGGAACAUGUUGAGAGAAACCCCUGCCCCAAGUUUGAAGUCAUCUUUGUAUGAACAGCAUGUUUCAAUUGUUUUGUAUCAUAGUUUUGUAAUUCCUUCUUUUUUUUUUGUUAUGAUACGAGAUAUUACUUCACUUUUAAGGUUAUUUUUCAGACAAUUAUUCUCUCUUGUUUUUGUUGACACACUCCAGGCUUUUGAUUAUAUUUC
Messenger RNA from Ananas comosus (pineapple), 1733 nucleotides. RefSeq names its product glycoprotein 3-alpha-L-fucosyltransferase A-like. NCBI's taxonomy places the organism in Eukaryota, Viridiplantae, Streptophyta, Magnoliopsida, Poales, Bromeliaceae. Bases 21 to 1322 code for a protein of 433 amino acids. Gene Ontology annotation, molecular function: fucosyltransferase activity. The transcript is spliced from 7 exons. The record is from RefSeq and is a predicted model, not a curated record. Gene Ontology annotation, cellular component: membrane.